Photinus pyralis (common eastern firefly) is the source of this 1709-nucleotide messenger RNA. Its product is annotated as sulfotransferase 1C4. Gene Ontology annotation, cellular component: cytoplasm. Gene Ontology annotation, molecular function: sulfotransferase activity. The coding region runs from base 141 to 1214 and encodes 357 amino acids. Gene Ontology annotation, biological process: sulfation. The transcript is spliced from 6 exons. The record is from RefSeq and is a predicted model, not a curated record. NCBI's taxonomy places the organism in Eukaryota, Metazoa, Arthropoda, Insecta, Coleoptera, Lampyridae.
AAUACUCUCAACUUUCUGCUAAUAACUUUCUCCUUCAUUAAUAAUUUAGCAUUCAUCGUACAAAGAUGUACUUGUGUGAUAGCUGUAUUGUAAAUAUCCAUUAGUAAAACAGUUCAAGUGGAACUACAUUGCAAACAACUAUGCCACAUAACAUUCAAAUUGAGGAUAUUUUAAAUAAUAAUCGAGAUGAAAAUAGUAAGAGGAAAUUUCCUUACGAAGUUAAAAUUGUAGAUCCUGACACAAAUAAGGAGCUAUUGGAUGCUUUUACAGGGGAGCAUACAGGGUUCGUACAAGUAGGCCCUCAAAAAUAUUUCUUUCCUAGCGGCUAUGAAAAGGUAGCAGAAAAAUAUUACAAUUUUGAAAUACGACCCGACGAUGUCUGGAUUGUUACAUUUCCAAGAUCAGGUACAACGUGGACGCAAGAAAUGGUGUGGUUAAUUGCAAACGAAUUUGACUACAAUACGGCCGCUACAGUACCAUUAAACGAAAGAUUUCCUUUUUUAGAAUUCAGCAUGUGCGUCCAUCCGAAAAUGAAGGCACAAUUCUUACAAGAAAAUAGUCACAGUAUUGAACGACAAAAUAUGAUCCAAGACGUCUGCACAGAAGCAUGGAAGAUUUUGGAAAAUUGGAAGGGGAGGCGUUUCAUCAAAACACACCUGCCAUUCAGCCUGUUGCCACCUAAUUUGUUAACCUCUGGCUGUAAGGUAAUUUACGUUGCAAGAAACCCGAAGGAUGUUAUGGUCUCGUACUACUAUUUGAACAGAUUAUUUCGAACCCAAGGGUAUCGGGGUGACUUUCCGACAUUCGCGGAGUACUUCCUAAAGGAUAUGGUACAUUGGACGCCGUUUUGGUCUCAUUUACAAGAAGGCUGGGAUUUGCGAAGCUCCAAGAAUCUUCUUUUUCUGUUCUACGACCAAAUGAAUAAAUUGCAGACAAUCCAAAAGGUGUCGAACUUUUUGGGGAAGGAAAUUGAUGAUGAUCAAUUGACGAAAAUACAGAAUCAUUUACAAAUUGAGAACUUUAAGAAUAAUAAGUCGCUCAACGCUAAUGAUUUAUUAGAAUUGGGAAUAUUAUAUGGAGGCGAAGAGGGUUUUGUAAGGAAGGGAAAGACGGGAUCACAUACGGACUUAUCCAAUGUCGAAUUAGACGAGAAGAUUGACAAGUGGGUCAAAAAGAAUUUACAGAUGACGAAUAUACCGUUUGAACGAAUGUAAAAAUUAUCACUGAUUUAAUUGUAUAAUUGUGUAAUAAAAUUUAGAACAACAGUAAAAAACUUUCUGAUGUCUAGUGCUUUUUACACACAUGAGGAGUUUCUUGAAUCUAGCCAUAAGAUGGAACUGAUGUGAUUGUAUGAUUUAUGUAGUUGGUUAUUAUUAAUUGUGUUAUGUUUUAUAUCGUACUUAUGUUAUAUUGUUGACAAGUGUAAAUACCUCCUAAGGCGUAAUGCAUAGGUACAAUAAAUUCAAAUAAGAGUAAAUAAAGUCAACCACCAUACACUAUUCUUAAUUACAAAAUUGUUGAUGAUUUUAUGACCGCCUUACCAUAUGGAGAUGAAAGGAGGAAAGAUUAAUAAAUUUCCUAAACCGGCACAUCAGACUUAAAUUUAAACUUUUAAGAACAAUCUAUUGACGAAAUACUCUACUCAAGAAUGGCAAUAAAAAUGUAUGUUUAACAACUUAACUUUAAUAAAUUCUAAGCAGUAAAUGACA